CGUUUCUAUACAGAUCACUCUUUUGAGAUAAUUAUGUCAAAUCUCGCCAGACUCGAAAUCCUUGCCCUUGAUGUAUCUGGAAAAAAUUAUAUGACAUGGGCAUCGGAUGCACGAAUGCAUCUGAGAUCGGAUGGGCUUUUAAGCACCAUCGAUCCGUCGAAAACGACGUCAGAUGAGGAUAAGGCCAAAGCCAUGGUGUUUUUACGCCACCACCUCCACGAUAAUCUGAAAAAUGAGUACAUCACGAAAGAAGAUCCUGUAGAUCUUUGGCAAUCACUCAAAGAUAGGUUUGAUCACCAGAAAUAUGUGAUCUUACCAAAGGCUAGAAAUGAGUGGUUAAAUCUCCGGUUUUUGGAUUACAAAAGUGUUGGUGAAUUUAAUUCCGCUAUGUUCGGAAUCACCUCCAAGAUGGCUUUGUGUGGCGAAGAAGUGAGCGAUUAUGAUAUGAUCAAAAACGCUCUCAACUUUUCAUCCUGGAAAUCUCCACUUCCAGAAGUGAAUGUUGCUUCAUCCAGUUAUAAUAAUUGGCAAGGACGAGGACGCAGACGCGGCCGAGGUCGUGGCCGUGGUCGUGGGCGUGGAGGAGGUUGUGGCCGAGGUAGAGGAAGAGGUCACUAUCCUAAUAGCUUUAACGCUGGCAAAGCCAACAACGAUCUUCAUGUAAAUGAUGUCAGCCGCGUUAUAAAGAAAAAAGAUGAGAGUAUUUGUUACAGAUGCGGCAUGAAGGUCAUUGAUUUCCUCGUCAAUCAAGAGAGUGGAAAAUCAUGCGAUUAA
Messenger RNA from Camelina sativa (false flax), 774 nucleotides. Lineage: Eukaryota; Viridiplantae; Streptophyta; Magnoliopsida; Brassicales; Brassicaceae. The record is from RefSeq and is a predicted model, not a curated record.